AUGUCAACGGGAAAGAAGUUCUUCAUUCCAGAUGAUGAUGAUGGAUUUGGAGAUGCUUUUGAUGAGGGUAAACCAAAGAUUGAUAAUACUUUGAUAAAACCUCCAACUAUAGAUGAGAUAAAGGAGAAAGAAGAGAAACAGAAACAAGAUGUAGAACGACUCUUGAAUCAAUCAACUCCUCAAACUACAUCAUCAUCAUCAACAACAUCAACAACAUCAACAACAUCAACAUCAAGGCCAACUACAUCAUCAACUACAUCAACAUCAACAACAUCAACAUCAUCAUUCUUUAGUUCGUCAAGGAUUUUGAAACCAAAGGCUGCGAUAACAUCAUCACCAACUUCAUCAACAACAUUGGAUGACAAUAAUAAUGACAAUAAUAACAAUGAGACAGUUGGAUAUGUCCAGCCCAAGAUAUCAUUGACUCCAAAACAAACGACAUCAUUGAGUUUGUCGACGACAACGUCUUUGACGACAGCCACGACAUUAGGUCCUCGGACGCUCACACUUCGACCGACAUUGAAUGGUCCACAAACACUAUCAUUGAAACUUCCAACGACUGGAUCACUCAAGCCAACGCUCACAUUGCCAACAACACCUGGUCAACGCAUCACUCUCUCACUUCCCAAUCUUUCAUUCUUAAACUCAAACUCAAACUCCAGCUCAGGCUUGAGCCUCGCAACUACUGCCCCAACGAUGGUCAAUAGAAUAGUACAGGUUAAUGAAGAGACCAUGAAGAUCACAGGCAUACCAGGCCACUUCUCAUCAAGACUGCGGUGGGAGUACGCCAAGUGGAUCAAACCCGAUGUCGUGAUUGGUACCGACUCUUGUUGUUUAUACUCGUCGCUGAAGGAUUAUCGACUACGGCCGCAGCAUCUGGAAACCCGCGCACGUUCCCUGCCCAGCCAUUUUGAGCUGCGCUCAUUGGUCGUUGUGAUUGACAUUGACGACUGCGUGGCGCUGUUGGAGGAGCUGUCCUGCGUGUCAAUGCAACUGGAUCUCGUACUAUUCGUCGCUUUCAACAAUGCCGAGGCAGCGAGAUACAUUGAAUCACUCAAGACCUUUGACAACAAGACGCCAGACGUCAUCAAGACUAAACAAUCAAGUCUGGACAAGACCGAUAUCCAAGAUGCCCUGACCACUAUCCGUGGCAUCAACAAGACUGAUGCCACCACCCUAGUGUCAGCAUUUGGUAGCGUGAAGAGGAUGUUCACAUCAAAUAAGGAAGCGAUUGGAUUGUGUCCUGGUCUUGGACCAAAGAAGGUGAAUAGUUUGUAUCAUGUAUUACAUCAGCCAUUCAAGGUUGAGCCAAAGAAGCAGGAGGAACUUGACUUUGAACUGCCAGAUAGAUGGUCAUCGCCAACACUUCCAUCACCCAUUCAACAAGGUGAUGUCAGCAACAACAACAACGAUGACAAUGAUGACGAAUUUUAA
Messenger RNA from Acytostelium subglobosum LB1, 1434 nucleotides. RefSeq lists its product as hypothetical. The record is from RefSeq and is a predicted model, not a curated record. Bases 1 to 1434 code for a protein of 477 amino acids. Gene Ontology annotation, biological process: nucleotide-excision repair; mitotic recombination; UV-damage excision repair. Gene Ontology annotation, cellular component: nucleus; ERCC4-ERCC1 complex; nucleotide-excision repair factor 1 complex. NCBI's taxonomy places the organism in Eukaryota, Evosea, Eumycetozoa, Acytosteliales, Acytosteliaceae. Gene Ontology annotation, molecular function: damaged DNA binding; single-stranded DNA binding. The transcript is spliced from 2 exons.